Molecule: messenger RNA, 3458 nt
Organism: Ostrinia furnacalis (Asian corn borer)
Lineage: Eukaryota; Metazoa; Arthropoda; Insecta; Lepidoptera; Crambidae
Exons: 8
Coding region: 121-2745 (874 amino acids)
Molecular function (GO): metal ion binding
Source: RefSeq, a predicted model, not a curated record
GUGAUACUUGUGAUUUCAUUUCCAGUGAUUUUCUAAUGAAAUGGGAUUCUAAUUUUGAUAUAAUUCCUAUUUUACUGUUAAAUUUGUGCCAAAUUAACCUGCCGUACUGAAGGUCUCAACAUGGCAUGUAUUGAAAAUAUACCACCAGCUAAAGCUGAUUCGGAGAUGGAAGAAGGAGAGAUAGUUGAUGACCUUGAUGACCUCUCAGAUAUUUCAUCAGAAGAAGAGUUUUUGCUGCGCCAGAGGCUCCAAGUUCUAGAAAACUAUAACAAUGUCCUUGAACGAAAGAAAGCCAAGAAUUCUCCUGUCGCACCAGGGAAAAAAGGUAAAAUUGAAAAGAAUAAUCUAUUACCUAAUGACUUAUCCGAAAUAUCUGGUUCUGAUAAUGAAGAAAUAUUCCCGAAAAUUACUAUUAAAAGAAAUGAUAGUGGAAGAUACAUCAAACAGAAAAAGAAAAGACCAGUUCUUAUACAUUUUGGAAAGAAUAAAGAUACCAAGAAGAAAAGUCGGAGCAGAAAAAAACCUAUUCCAAAAACAGUGAUAGAGUCUAGUGAAGAGUCUGAUGAUGAGUAUAGGAAUAAACGGCGUAAAUUGGCUAAUGCGGUAGUCGUGCAUAAACCAAAAAUGGAUGCUUCUUCGCUAAGUGCUAGGCUAAAAAGAAUGUUUGGCACACAAAAUCAUGAAGCCAAAAAAACAAUAAUUGAAAAAAAACCAGUAGUUCCUACAGUUCCUAAUUUAGCCGUCAAGAGCUCUUUGAAUUGUAAAAAUGUUGUAAUAAAUAAUGAAUCAAAUACUGAAAAAUCACCAGAAGCACAAGCCAAAAACAGUUUACCUAAACUAUGUGAACUAAUAGACUUAUGUACUGAGGACAAUGAUGAUUCCAUAAUUGAAAUCAGUGAUGUCAAGAGUCAGGAUACUGUUGAUUCUAGUACUGUAGAUAAAUCGAAUGAUCCAGUUAUCAAAAAGCUUCCUACCGGAGAUUCUGAUGAAGAUCUAGAAUUACUAAGACAACAUGCUCUGAAAACGAAAGGUCCCAAAAGUAAAGGAGACGUAAAACAACCAACAGAUAAUAAACCUUUCAAUCUAUCUGAUGAUGAAGACAGCGACACAGCUGAAUUAAGGUUGAUAUGUCUAAAAUCAGCUUUAUUAAAAAAAGCUAUUGAAAUGAAACAAAAGCAAAAACAAAGAAAAAGAUUGUCGCAAUCCUUUCAUGAAGAUUUUGACUUAGAUCCCGAGAUAGUAUCUAAUAAAGCAGAUGCAGAUAACAAUACUGACAUUGAAUCAGUUGAUAUGGAAAUAGGCUCUGAAGAUGAAAAAGUCAAAGAUAUUAGUGAUAACUGCAAUAUCAUCAAUGAGACAAAGCAAAUAACAGAAGCAUACUGUAUUAUUCCUAAAACUCCACAAAAAGAUGAAAUAGAUGAUGAUGAGGAUUUGUUGAGGGCUAAACUAUUAACGUCUUUGAGUAAAAAUUGGCCUAACUUAGUAGACCCUAAUGUCAUAGAAUCUGUAAACGAAGUUCAUAGUCCAGAAACGCCCGUUUCAACAGUUCCGAGUAAAGUUACUAGUAUACCGGAAGCAAAGCCAUUCAUAAUUAAAUUAGGAGAUUCAGACUCGGAAGGAGAACAUGAAGCCACAAAGAAUUUAACAAAAAUGCACAUGAAACUGUCUGAGCAGGUUGACUUUCAGCAAAAAUUGGAUCUAUUUUUGAAGUCUACUAGAAUGGAGGUGGAAAAACAAACAUUACCAGAUGUUGUGCAAAAGGCACCCGAACAACCGAAACCGGCUCCUAAGUUUGUGGCAAAGACUGUCAGGCAUUUACCUAAAUCUGAACAAAUUGAAUAUAAAAAUUUGGUCAGGAGAAUGGCGGAGUUGGAAAAAAUAAAACAGGCAAGGCAAACGUCUAUGAAUUUGAGUAAAGCGAAUGCUUUAGCAAAGGAUACGUUGAAACCGAGAAACGUGUCCAUAGAAACUCGAAAGGUCGUCGUGAACCAUAAUUUGGAGCAACAAAUAGCAGUUUCAAGGAAAAAAAUAGCAGAGGAAUCAGCUAAGAUGCUUAAACUCAAGGAUGAAGCCACAAAACUCUCCCAGAAAUAUAAAAUAGCUGCGACUGAGUUGCGAAAUAUCUCAACAGCUAUUACUUUAAAUAAAAAAGAACAGAAAUCCAUUCAAAAUAGAUUAGCUAAAAUAAGACUGCAACAUCAAACCCUUCUAAAAAGCUCAACUUCCAAUAAUCAUUCCAAAACAAUUAGUACACCAGCACCAUUAAUAUCACAAGUAAAUAAAAGGAAAAUAUUACCUGGAACUAAAUUACAAAAAGAAAAUAAUCCUUCAACGGACGACUACAAGAAUCCCGAAGCCUUAAAAUCAGUCAAAAUUAGUGUUGUAAAUGACUUGAGUGAUGAUGUAGCAGUUAAUCAGAGGCUAUCGAUUCAAGUUGACGUUUCUGGUAACAAUAAAAAAGUUGUUAAAAUAACUAAUAGUCCAACAAAGGAAAAAGUGGUGGAUGUAGCAAAACAUAGAAAUAAUAAAAAUGAAAAUUUGGCCGAAGAGAAGAAUCCGACGGUUGAAAAAGGCGGGGGGAAUGGGAAGAAUUGUACUGAUGCAGAUAAUGAUCAACACAAUGCAGAGAAAACUAACAAAGUCAUUGACGACUACAAGUCGCCGCUUGAUGCUUUAAAUGCUGGAUCGUAUUAUUGUAGAAGAAACUGUGCAUGCUUACAUUACGAAUUUCGACGCUUCAAAUGAUAUUGUGGAUGGGCAAUGUGUACGCACAUCGUACUGUGUGCGAUCUGGGCGGAGGACCCGAACAGUUUCCUUUGUCCGUUCGAAGUUGGAGGCACUUGCAAGGAUCCCGACUGCAAAUACCUACAUCCUAAAAUCCCUUCAAAACAAUGACACAAACAUCCUCGCUCCAAUGCGAAACCACACUGCCAUAAACACAGCCACACGCGCCAUACUCACACACGUUACACUUGUGCCCUACCUCCCCCCGACAGCUAAAGACGUCAGCGAUGUUAUGUAAAGUAUUAAACACAACAUUCUUACGAUUAACAUUUAGCUUUACGAUAAAUACGUUUGUAAUUUUAUCUUAGUCAUCUGUCUUGCCAUUUUGUUUUAUUUUAAUUUUAUUUUAAUUCUUUCGAUAUCAGUAGAUUAUAGUAAGUAUUAAAUGUGAUAUUAGUUAUUCAUGUGUUCUCACGUUCACUUUGUAAAUAAUGCAUAAUUACCAAGAUUUUAAUGCUGAUUAGUUUUUGUUACGUUAGGCAAAUCAAAACUGAUUGCAAAGCGUCGUCGCAAGGUUUUAAUUUGGUGUAAAUAUGCAAUUUUAGUUGGCGCUGGAUGCAGCGGCGGGCGUCGCGUCGUCUGCGGUAAGUUAGUGUAUAAUUUUUUAGUGACUUUGUAGUGUUCUACGCACCCGUCGCUCCCGCGAGACUCGAGACUGUUCCAUUGUUAUAACU